Molecule: messenger RNA, 3313 nt
Organism: Scleropages formosus (Asian bonytongue)
Lineage: Eukaryota; Metazoa; Chordata; Actinopteri; Osteoglossiformes; Osteoglossidae
Gene: plcl2
Product: phospholipase C like 2
Exons: 5
Coding region: 16-3087 (1023 amino acids)
Biological process (GO): gamma-aminobutyric acid signaling pathway; release of sequestered calcium ion into cytosol; regulation of synaptic transmission, GABAergic
Molecular function (GO): phosphatidylinositol-4,5-bisphosphate phospholipase C activity
Source: RefSeq, a predicted model, not a curated record
GUGUCUUUCAGCAGCAUGCCUGCAGAGCGAAAGAUCAGCAGUGUGAGUGACUGCAUUGGUGCCAUGGUGGAUGGCUCUGAGCUCAGGAAAGUCCGCUCCAGCUCACGCAUUUACCACCGCUUCUUCUUGCUUGAUGCUGACAUGCAAUCUCUCAGGUGGGAACCAUCAAAAAAGGAGCCUGAGAAGGCUAAAAUUGACAUCAAGUCUAUAAAGGAGGUGCGGACGGGGAAGAACACUGACAUUUUCCGAACUAAUGGGUUAUAUGAACAGAUAUCGGAGGACUGUGCCUUCUCAGUCAUAUAUGGGGAAAGCUAUGAUUCUUUGGAUUUGGUUGCAAACUCAGCAGAUGUGGCAAACAUUUGGGUGACAGGGCUCCGGUACUUGAUAUCCUAUGGGAAACACACUUUAAACAUGAUUGAGACCAGCUGGGACAACCUGCGCUUCUCCUGGCUGUCGGAUCUCUUCUCUGAGGUAGAUGUCAAAGGUAACAAGGAAAUAAGCUUGUGUUCUGCUGUGCAGCUGAUCAAGGACUUUAAUCGUGGACUGAAAAAUGUUAAAAUAGAACUGAAGUUCAAAGAGUUGCGCAAAACUCACAAUAAACCUGGGGGUGAUGUCACCAAGGAUGAAUUUAUUGAGGUUUUUCAUGAUCUUUGCACUAGACCAGAAAUUUACUUUCUUUUAGUUCAGUUCUCGAGCAACAAAGAGUUCCUUGACAUCAAGGACCUGAUGAUGUUUUUGGAGGCUGAACAGGGGAUGGCCCAGGUAAGUGAGGACACCAGUCUGGAGGUCAUCCGGAACUAUGAACCCUCCAAAGAAGGACAACUUAACGGGUGGCUUUCACUUGAUGGCUUCACAAAUUACCUCAUGUCACCCGAGUGCCACAUAUUUGACCCUCAUCAGAAGGUGGUGUGUCAGGACAUGAGCCAGCCACUCUCACACUAUUACAUUAAUUCGUCACACAACACUUACUUGAUAGAGGAUCAGUUCAAGGGUCCCUCUGACAUCACAGGGUAUAUCCGUGCCUUGAAAAUGGGCUGCCGGAGUGUGGAGCUGGAUGUGUGGGAUGGCCCUGACGGUGAGCCAGUGGUGUAUACAGGCCACACUAUGACAUCACAAAUUUCAUUCCGUGGCAUUAUAGAGGCUGUCAAUAAGUACGCCUUCAUUGCAUCAGAGUUCCCAUUGAUCCUUUGCUUAGAAAACCACUGUUCACUAGAGCAGCAAAAGGUCAUGUUCCAACACCUGAAGAAGAUCCUAGGAGAAAAAAUUUACACUGAUCCUUCCAACCCUGAGGAGAGCUAUUUACCUUCCCCCUCUGCUCUUAAAGGUAAAAUUUUGCUAAAGGCUAAGAAGCUGGAUGCAGAUUGCAACAACUCAAUAGGAGAUGUGACCGAUGAAGAUGAAGGAGCAGAAGUGUCCCAGAGGGUGAGAAGUGAAGCAGGGGAGUCACAUAAUAUCACAGCACCCCAAAAGUUCCAGCUAUCCAGGGAUCUCUCUGACUUGGUAACAUUGUGCAAAUCAGUUAGGUUCAAGGACUUCCAAACAAGCUUCCAGAGUCAGAAGUACUGGGAGUUCUGUUCUUUCAAUGAAGUUCUUGCCAGUCGAUGUGCCAAUGACAAUCCUGGGGACUUUGUCAACUACAACAAGAAGUUCCUAGCUCGGGUUUACCCAAGUCCAAUGAGAAUUGACUCCAGCAACAUGAACCCUCAGGACUUCUGGAAAUGUGGCUGUCAGAUUGUGGCUAUGAAUUACCAGACCCCAGGUCUAAUGAUGGAUCUGAACCACGCCUGGUUUCGGCAGAACGGAAACUGUGGGUACGUGCUGCGCCCAGCCAUCAUGAGGGAAGAGGUGUCCUACUUUAGUGGAAACACUAAGGACUCUGUUCCUGGGGUGUCUCCCCAGCUCCUACACCUUAAGAUCAUUAGUGGGCAAAAUUUCCCUAAACCCAAGGGAUCAGGUGCCAAAGGUGAUAUUGUUGACCCAUAUGUUUAUGUGGAGAUUCAUGGAAUUCCAGCUGAUUGUGCAGAGAAAAGGACAAAAACUGUCCGUCAGAAUGGGGACAACCCCAUUUUUGAUGAGAGCUUUGAGUUUCAGAUAAAACUUCCAGAGCUAGCAAUGGUGCGAUUUGUGGUGCUGGAUGAUGACUAUAUCGGGGAUGAAUUUAUAGGACAGUACACCAUCCCGUUUGAGUGCUUGCAGCCUGGUUUUCGGCAUGUGCCCUUACAGUGUCUAACAGGGGAGUCGCUGCCACAUGCAUGGCUGUUCGUCCAUGUAGCCAUCACCAACCGACGGGGUGGGGGCAAGCCUCACAAGCGAGGGCUGUCUGUGCGGAAGGCCAAGCGCAAUCGAGAAUACACCACGAUGAGGUUACUGGUUAUCAAAGCUGUUGACGAAGUCUUCAAGACUGCAACGCAGCCCCUGAAAGAGGCCACCGACCUCCGCGAGAACAUGCAGAAUGCCAUUGUGUCCUUCAAGGAGCUCUGUGGACUGUCUGCAGUGGCCAACUUCAUGCAGUGCAUCCUGGCCCUCUCUUCUUACUUGACCGGAGCAGACAACACCCCUCUUCUGGUUUUCAACCUCAAAGACCAGUACCCCACCAUAGAGCCUCAUAGCUUGCUUCCUGAGGUGCUUAAGAAAGUUGUGGCUGCAUAUGAUGCGAUGAUCCAGACCAGCAGGGCCGUGAUGGAGAAGUCCGAUGCUGUCUGUGAGAGGAUAUUGCAGAUUCAGAGGACUGCAAUGGAGUUCCAUGACAACCUACACAGCCUGGCAGUGAAAGAGGGGCUGAAGGGCCGGAAGCUGCACAAGGCUGUGGAGAGCUUUACCUGGAACAUCACCGUCUUGAAGGGCCAAGCAGAUUUGCUCCGACAUGCCAAGAACGAGGUCUUGGAGAACUUGAAGCAGAUUCAUUACGCUGCACUCAGCAGCAACCUGUACAAAAGCGGUACGGGAGGCGGAGCAGGUGCUGUGGCUGGAGGUGUGACCGGAGGCGUGGCCGGGACGAGGCCCCGUCGUACCAUGGAGACUCUUCCUGAGAAGACGGGGCUACAGGAAGAAGAGAAGAACCUUCCGGACAGAACACUAAGCCCCUGAUGUCCCACAGAGUCUCCAGCAGUGGAAAAGGAGUAAACGCAGUUACUCUGUUGCAAAAGGUAUAAAGUACACUUUGGCGUUCAUAAGAGGUGCAGACUGUAGAAAAGCUAUAAGGUGAUGAAAUACAAGGCAGGAUGCUUACCAUGGUAGUGUAUGAUAGUAUACAUGCGUUUAGUGAAAUGUAGCAGGGCGCCGUGAGAGAAAGCUGUUUACAGUAAUUACCUGA